CUCCAGGUAAUCUUUUGACUCAGUCCAGAGCCUGCUGCUCUCCACUCCCCUUUCAUUCUCAUUUACCAAAUAAAUUCCCGUGUAAAAACGUCAGAGUAACUUUCAUGUGCAUCGGCGCAAUAAACCAGGAAUUAAAUAAAUAGUCAGUGCAAUAGAACUAUAUAAAAUGGGCAGAUACAGAAGUCGAAGCAGAGAACGCGAACGUCGUAGGAGAUCUCGUAGUCGGUCUAGGAGUCGAUCUCCUCGUGACAGACGUGGUUGGGGCGGCGGAGGCGUCAGGGAUCGUGGAGGAGGCAAUCGAGGGGGCAGAAGUCAACCUGGAGCGAGCCUGAGGAAGCCCAGGUGGGACAUGGGGAGGUUGGAACCCUUCAAGAAGGACUUUUAUAUUCCAUGUGACACCGUCAUCCAUCGAGAUCCCAGGAUCAUCGAGCAAUACAGAAGUGAUAAGGAGAUCACCCUCAGGGGGAGGAAUAUUCCCAAUCCAGUCUUCACCUUUGAUGAGGCUGGAUUCCCUGAUUAUGUUCUCAAGGAGAUCAAGAGACAAGGAUUUAAGGAGCCAACAUCGAUUCAAGCCCAAGGCUGGCCUAUAGCCCUGAGUGGUCGUGACAUGGUUGGAAUAGCAUCAACGGGCUCUGGCAAAACCCUCUCCUACAUUCUCCCAGCAAUCGUCCACAUAAACAGUCAACCAAAAUUAGGGCGCAAAGAUGGACCCAUCGCUCUUGUCUUAGCACCAACCCGUGAGUUGGCUCAACAGAUCCAACAAGUUGCUGACGACUUUGGUCACACCUCGGGCAUCAGGAACACAUGUUUGUACGGUGGGGCACCGAAAGGGGCGCAGGCACGUGACCUCGAUGGUGGCGUUGAGAUUGUCAUAGCAACCCCUGGACGACUGCUGGAUUUCCUUGAGUCUGGCAGGACGAAUCUCAAGAGGUGCACGUAUUUGGUGCUGGAUGAGGCUGAUAGAAUGCUGGAUAUGGGCUUUGAACCGCAAAUCAGAAAGAUCAUUGAGCAGAUCAGGCCUGACAGACAGACACUCAUGUGGUCUGCCACUUGGCCAAAGGAGGUGAAGAAUCUUGCUGAGGAUUUCUUGAAAGAUUAUUCACAGAUCAAUGUUGGGUCCCUUCAGUUGUCUGCUAAUCACAAUAUUCUGCAGAUUAUCGAUGUUUGUGCGGAGUAUGAGAAGGAAAACAAACUCAGCACCCUCCUGAAGGAGAUAAUGGCCGAGCAGGAGAAUAAAACCAUUGUGUUUAUUGAAACAAAGCGCAGGGUCGAAGAAAUAAACCGUAAAAUGAAACGUGACGGGUGGCCAGCUGUUUGCAUUCACGGUGACAAAACCCAGCAAGAGAGAGAUUGGGUAUUACAAGAUUUCAGGUCUGGUAAAGCUCCAAUUCUUGUUGCAACUGAUGUAGCGGCACGAGGACUAGACGUUGAAGACGUCAAGUUUGUUAUAAACUUUGACUAUCCAUCCUGUUCUGAAGACUAUGUACAUCGAAUUGGACGUACUGGUCGUAGACAGAAGACAGGAACAGCAUAUACAUUUUUUACACCGAAUAAUUGCAACAAAGCGAAUGACCUAAUUCAAGUACUCAAGGAGGCCAAUCAAGUUAUUAAUCCAAAACUGUUGGAGCUUGCGGACAGUCGGGGCAGUAAUUACGGACGUCAAAGAGGGGGACGGAAUCGAUGGCGUGUGAGAGGUCCCCGAGGAGGUAAAGAUCGCAGUUACUCCAGGAGUCGGAGUCGCAGUUACAGUCGCGAGAGGAACGGUCGAGGGAAAAGAAGUUACAGUAGAAGUUAUUCGAGGAGUCGCAGUCCAGUUAACAAUCGUCUUGGGAAGGGAUCAAUCAGCCCUACGCCUGAAGUAAUUGGAAAAAGCUAUUGGAGUAGCGAGAGGUGAUGCUUCCGAGCCCUGAAGAGUCCCUACAUAACAGAGAAUGAAAACAAUCGAGCAUUUCUCCCAUCAGAUCAACCGAACAAAAUGAACAAAUGAAUAAAAAUCAUGUAGACUAAAUCUCAACUGACCCUUGCCGUAUGGCAAUGAACGAAUCCCCCUCGUUUUACAACACCGCCUCAAACUAUUAAUUCUCGGAUUAUUAUAAUUUUGUAUUGACCAGAGACAGUCCAGAAAUUAUGAUAACCAAUUUUCCAAGGAGUGGAAAAUUUUUAGUUUCAGUGUAAAUUAAUGCUUUGUGGUCUUUUUAUUGUUUUGGAUAAUUAUAAUUUUUUUUCUAUAUAAAUAUUUGUGACCCAUUCCCACUUAUUGAAAAACGAUGUACAGUAUUUAAUGUAAACUGUAACAAAUAAACAUUCGUUAGCUUAA
Molecule: messenger RNA, 2317 nt
Organism: Diachasmimorpha longicaudata
Lineage: Eukaryota; Metazoa; Arthropoda; Insecta; Hymenoptera; Braconidae
Product: probable ATP-dependent RNA helicase DDX17
Exons: 8
Coding region: 167-1894 (575 amino acids)
Cellular component (GO): nucleus; ribonucleoprotein complex; cytoplasm
Molecular function (GO): RNA helicase activity; ATP binding; RNA binding
Source: RefSeq, a predicted model, not a curated record